Messenger RNA from Uranotaenia lowii, 1658 nucleotides. Its product is annotated as WD repeat-containing protein 18. Gene Ontology annotation, molecular function: protein binding. The transcript is spliced from 2 exons. Gene Ontology annotation, biological process: rRNA processing; DNA-templated DNA replication. Bases 151 to 1413 code for a protein of 420 amino acids. Gene Ontology annotation, cellular component: nuclear pre-replicative complex. Lineage: Eukaryota; Metazoa; Arthropoda; Insecta; Diptera; Culicidae. The record is from RefSeq and is a predicted model, not a curated record.
GACGUUAAGAUUUAAACAUCGUCUGCAUGCAGUCUACAACCUUCUACAACGUGUUCUUGUUGCUCUAAAAGUUUUAAAACAUUUUUCUUUUGGACAGAUUUAGAUGCAGUUUUCUAGAUAAAAUCUACUUAAGUAUCCCAGUAGUUCAUCAUGACUGACUGUGUUGAAGUGGCCAUUACGAGCGAUUCCAGUGAUCAACUAUGGAGCUGCUGUGUUUGGGAUGUCCGCACUGGCACUCAUCUAAUUUCCUACAAAGGCGGUGGCGCCCCAGGCCCUAACACAUUGUCCGUUAUCAAUGGCCAAUUCAUUUUGGCCGCUAAUAUGGUUAAGCCGAUGCUGCACAUCUGGCCAAUAAAUCGCCAUGAGACUAUAACGACUCGUUUCAUUCUACCUGGUAGAGCAACAGCUGUUUCCACGUCGCCUGAUGGAAAUUACUGUUUAGUGGCAGUCCAAGAAACAAUUUACGUCUAUCAAUUAGCUACAGGAGCCCUGCUGGCAACGGCUUCACGACACUAUCAAGCAGUCAAAGUGUUGCGUUUCACUGAUGACGGUUCUCACUUCAUCAGCGCUGGUCAAGACGGUAUGGUUAUGGUUUGGAAUCUUGCACAUGUGGUUCGGGUUUUCCAGAAACAAACCAUUGGAGCUACCUAUUCAUUUUCGGAUCACGCUUUGCCUGUUACUGAUUUAUACGUUGGGCGAGGAGGUAUCAAGGCCACUUUCUGUUCGGUAUCAGUGGACCGUUCCUGCAAAAUUUAUGAUUUAUCUUCCGGGACCAUAUUGCUGAAUUUGGUGUUCCAAGAAGCUUUAUCUGCCGUUACGAUGGAUAAUCUGGAAUCCAACGUUUUCAUUGGAACCAGUGAUGGACCGAUUCACUGUUUCAGCAUACAUUCUCCACCUCGAACCAAGGAGUACCACAUCAAUCGCAAAAAUCAGCAGAAAAAUAUGUUUCUAGGUCAUAAAAAAGCUGUCACUAGUCUUUCGGUUUCUCUUGAUGGGGAAACUUUACUCUCCGCUAGCGACGAUGAAAAUGUUUUGAUUUGGCACAUCCCAAGUCGCCAGCAACUCCGAGUCAUCCCCCACAAAGGUACAGUAACCAAUGCAUUUUUCAUGUUGACACCACGGACAAUGUUCAAUCAAGAAAUAAAAAUCGUCCCACUGUUUCAACCGUUUCAAAAAAUGGUUUACCCGAGUGAUAAAAUUGACGACAUUUGUGUAGAAGUUGAAGUUAAAGAGAGACCUUGGGACAAUACCGUCAAUAGUCAUUCAAAAACUAAUCAAUCGUCAGCUACCGGAAAUGAUUACGCUAACAGUCAAGAAGAAAUCAUGAAACUAAGAAAAGAAAUCCAAUAUUUGAAAAUGGUGAACAAAGAGAUGUAUGAAUUUACGGUUAAAAAUAUUAUGAAAGACAGUUGAUCAACAGACUACAGUUGAUCUUGUUCGCAAUAAAAUAACAUCUUAUCCCAAUGGCUAUUUUAUUGUCCUUUCAGUCCAUUCUGUUACCUUCCCUCUUAAACCACUGAUGCUUAAACUCUCCAGACUACGAAAUCCGCGAAAAACAUCAAAUAUUUCCGAUGAGUUCGACGAUAGAUUUACUCGCAUCUCGUCAAUUUCUCACUGAUUCAAUUUGGAGGACUUCGAGAACAGCGGAUAUUCUGUAU